Symbiodinium natans is the source of this 2748-nucleotide messenger RNA. The record is from the annotation of a GenBank genome assembly. NCBI's taxonomy places the organism in Eukaryota, Dinophyceae, Suessiales, Symbiodiniaceae.
AUGACUCUAACUGGCCCGCGCCCUCCAGGACCUGUUCAAGCUCUGCCAUGGCGCUUGGGGUCACAGGUGCGUGGGGUCCAUGCAUAUGUCCCUGUGGUCAUGCAGACAUGUGCCGGACCUCGUCGCAUAGAGCCAGUGGUGGUGGUGCAGCGACAAUUUUCUGCACCUUGCCUGGUACACAAGUCCUCGCUGACGGCUCCGGCCACUCCCGUUCCAGGCGACCCAGCGCUCGCCAAAGCGCGGGCCCCAGAGCGGGCCCCAGAGCGGGCCCCAGCGCGGGGCCCAGCGCUCGUCCCAACGCCAGCCCCAGCGCAAGCCGCAGCGCGAGUCUCGGUGCGACCAGCCGCUUGCACCCUGCGAGCAGCUGCAACUGGCACAGAGGCUGCUGCGGCUUCUCUGUUACUUCCCGCGGAGCCACUGCCCACCUGGGCCGCCCCGGCGACCCCCCCUCAGAGCUCUCAACGUGCCCCCCUCCAAGAGAAACUGGUAGAGGGCCACAAGAUGGGCACUGACAGCGAGACAGCCCCUGCCGACACGGGUAGUGAGAGGGAGCUCUUUCACUCCAAUGGCGUCGCCUCUGAAUCUGACGAGUGUGUGUCGGGCAUUUCCGUCAAGAUGGAGGAGGAUUCCAGCCAGAUGCGCGCAAAACUCGAAGCAACCCGGAAUGAGCUGGUGGAGAAAAUGUCUGAGCUCAUGAAGCUAGAGGCCAACCUCUCCGUGGUGCUGGGCGAAAAGCCAACUGCUUGGAGUUGUGGUCCUGAUGGAUCCAAGUUGUUGGACCCCACCACCCACUUGACAUCCUUGAGUGCUCAGUCGUCUGUCGACAUGCAGGACCGUUCCAUUGGAGUGGUGGCCGAGGAGUAUGAAGGUGAGAGCCCUGAAAGCGUUGAAGCGCCCAUGCGGGCGCAGAGCCGCCAAACCAGAGCAGUCGCAACCACAACUGACGACCUCGGAGCGUCCGAUGAGAAUGUAAAGGACUUGAGCAUAAGCCAGCUGUCGAGUUCCCCAGACACCAAGAAGGACCGAAGCGACAAGAGUGACACGGCCAGGAGCGUGCCGAGCCGCGCUGGUUCCGGCGGUUCGGGUUCCGGCCGGGUCUCUGCGUUGCUCAAUGCGCCGCCUGUGUCGGCCCGCCUGUCGCAGCGCAGGAAGGAAUCCAAGGAGCGAAGUGCAGAAUGCAGAGAAAGCACAGAAAGCACAGAAAGCACAGAGAGCACAGCAACCAGAAAUGCUUCUGGCAUGCCCCCGCGCUCUGCGCGGUCCGGGCGCUCCGCGCGCUCUGCCUCCGCUUCGAUGGCCUCCAAGCUGCGAAGGAGCUCGUCGGCUCGGGAGCUCACAGGAGGUGGCAGCGGACUGUUGGCAGCAGAUGUUGCGAGGUUGGUGGCUUCGCCAGAGAUUGGUACUUUGAAUGACUUCUUGCCACACCCAAUCCCAGAGCCUGAGGUUCUGCGAGAGAAGCACGCAGAGGUGGUGUGUGCUAGCUGCGGCUUCGAGUAUUUGGCAAGUGCAAGCUUUUGCCACAACUGUGGUCACAAGCGUGCGAAGGCAAACGAUGCUGCGCCUCAGCAGGUCGAGAAGGAACGCUUGCGACGUGCAUCCAGCGAAGCCAAGUUGCGAGGUGUACGCCGUCAAGAUGCACCUCGUGAAAGCUUUCAUCGGAGAGCUGAGCCCACCCGUGAGCUGCAAGCCUUCUCCAACCUCUCCAGCGACAGGAGGAGCACUGGCAGCCGCAUGCUUUCAAGCCAGCAGUUGACAUGCAACGAACAGCCGCGACAGUCACCCAGCCCGCAACGUUUGAGGCCUACAACGCCUCAGCGAGGGGCUGUGGGGGCUGUGGCACGGUCUGCCGGCUCUGCAGGCCAUGGCACGUGGCACAGCCCAGGCCACGGAGCAUUCCAGGGCGAGAGCGGCGAGAGGCCAGAGAGAGUGCAGGCUCCAGGGUCCAGGAUCAAUGUCAGCCUCUCCUAUCAACUCAUUGAACGCAGUGGAUGCAUUCAGUCCACGGGGCUGAGUGAAGCCUUGGCUCGUAGCCAUGAGUCGGCGCCUCGACAUGCCUCGGCAAAUCGCGGCAUGCCUCUGCUGCCUCUGCAUGUCUCGGAACAUCUGUCUCUGGCAGCCACAGUUCCUCCCAAUUCCCGAGGCAACGAGGCUGCCGAGGCUGUGGACGGCCUGGAUGUCUUCCGAAAGCUGGAGAGCAACGACUUCCAGGUGGAGGUUCGGCCCGCACCGGGCCAGAAGCGGCCGAGAGACAGCGACGAGGUGGAGAUCAUUGAGGCCAGGGCUGCGCCACAGGAUCUGAACUUCGAAGCGCCUGAUGUCUCGGACGAGGAGGAUAACGUGAGGCUAGUCCUUUGUGACGCAGGGCCGCGUAGCGGGGGCAUGGCGUACUAUCUGGGCCGGCAGUGGGAGCGCGGAGCGGUCCACGGUGAGGGCACCAUCGACGGAGAUCCCGAUGCAGCGCAGAGCGCAGCGCUGGCUUUAGUGGCUCCGGAUAACCAGGCCGAGCUGGUCGAACAAGAUGAGGACCUGGAGUCCACGGUGGCCAAGAUCUCUUUCCAGAUGGACGAGGCCGAGCUGGCCGACACACCGUGGCGCCGAGCUGGCACCAAUCUGUCCGACUUCUUCAACUUCGGCAUGAGCGAAGAUGAGUUCAAGGAGUAUGUGAUGCGCCGUGGGGUCCGGGUGCGGCUGGAGGCAAAGGGCCGGCGGAAGAUUGAGCGUCUGGAAGGAGGGCGCCGGCGGGACUGA